This is a messenger RNA of Sclerotinia sclerotiorum 1980 UF-70, 1122 nucleotides long. RefSeq names its product 60S ribosomal protein L4. Gene Ontology annotation, biological process: translation. The transcript has 4 exons. Gene Ontology annotation, molecular function: RNA binding; structural constituent of ribosome. The coding region runs from base 1 to 1122 and encodes 373 amino acids. The record is from RefSeq and is a predicted model, not a curated record. Lineage: Eukaryota; Fungi; Ascomycota; Leotiomycetes; Helotiales; Sclerotiniaceae. Gene Ontology annotation, cellular component: cytosolic large ribosomal subunit; ribosome.
AUGGCUUCCCGACCAACAGUUUCCGUUUUGUCUGCCGAUGGUACCGCCACCGGCACGACCAUCCCCCUUCCAAAGGUCUUCACCUCCCCAAUCAGACCUGAUAUUGUUCAGACCGUCCACACUGGAAUGGCCAAGAACAAGCGUCAACCAUACGCUGUGAGCGAGAAGGCUGGUCACCAAACUUCUGCUGAGUCCUGGGGUACCGGUCGUGCUGUUGCCCGUAUUCCUCGUGUCUCUGGUGGUGGAACUCACCGUGCUGGUCAAGCUGCUUUCGGUAACAUGUGCAGAUCUGGACGUAUGUUCGCUCCCACAAAGGUCUGGAGAAAGUGGCACCAAAAGAUUAACCUUGGACAAAAGCGAUUCGCAACCGUUUCUGCCCUGGCUGCCUCCGGUGUCCCAGCUCUCCUUUUCGCCCGUGGUCACCAGAUCUCCGAAGUUGCUGAGGUUCCCCUCGUCAUCAACUCCGAGGUCUUUGAGGGUGCCAAGAUUGCUCGUACUGCUGCUGCAGCUGGUCUCCUCAAGACUGUCGGUGCUUUGAAAGAUGUUGAGAAGGUUAAGGAUUCCCGAAAGCUCCGUGCCGGUAAGGGUAAGCUCAGAGGCCGUCGUCACAGACAGAGACGUGGACCUCUCGUCGUCUAUGACGGAGCCACUGAUGGCAAGGAACUUGUCCGUGCUUUCCGUAACCUCCCAGGUGUUGAGACCUGUGAUGUUUACUCCUUGAACUUGUUGCAAUUGGCACCAGGUGGACACCUCGGACGUUUCAUCAUCUGGUCUUCAUCUGCCUUCAAGGCUCUUGACAACAUCUACGGUACCACCACUGCCCCAUCCGCCCUCAAGAAGGACUUCCUCCUCCCAUCCAACGUUGUCUCCCAAGCCGACAUUGGACGUCUCAUCAACUCCUCCGAAUUGCAAUCCGUUAUCCGUGCUGCUAAGGGAUCCGCGCUUACCAAGCGUGCUGGUGUUCAGAAGAAGAACCCAUUGCUAAACAAGCAAGUCCUUUUGAGAUUGAACCCAUACGCUGCCGGAUACUCGAAAGAGAAGAUCGGUACAAAGGGAUUGGAUGCCGGCAAGCCUGAGCGUAUUAACAAGACUCAAUACGCUGAGGUCUUGAAGGAAGAUUAA